Molecule: messenger RNA, 1233 nt
Organism: Aspergillus caelatus
Lineage: Eukaryota; Fungi; Ascomycota; Eurotiomycetes; Eurotiales; Aspergillaceae
Product: agmatine deiminase family protein
Exons: 1
Coding region: 1-1218 (405 amino acids)
Biological process (GO): putrescine biosynthetic process
Molecular function (GO): agmatine deiminase activity; protein-arginine deiminase activity
Source: RefSeq, a predicted model, not a curated record
AUGGGUGGCUACCUGAGCACCAACCGGACACCUUCGUCCACUAAUAACACCAAAUACCGCAACUCCCCUCCCAAGAACGACGCUCCUCUCGAAACAGGCCAAUUCACCUUUCCCCCAGAAUGGCAUCCACAUCUCGCGACCAUGAUGGGCUUCCCUUCGCGAGCCUCCUGCCUAGAAUCCUUAUGGGAGAAGAACUGCGAGGAAAUCGUUGACCUGGCCGCUGCAAUCGCAGAGUUUGAGCCCGUGCGACUGUAUACUCGCCCCGAAGAUAUCGAAUAUGCCCAGGACCUCGUCAACCGGAAAGUACGCAUUCCAUCGAAGGUGAAUGUAAUUCCCAUCCCAAUCAACCACUGUUGGGUUCGCGAUACAGCCCCAGUAUAUGUGCACGAUGCUACAGGGAAGCUAGGCCCCGGACAGCGGCUAGCUAUCGACUUUAAAUUCAAUGAAUGGGGGAACAAGAACGGGUGGGAAGGGACGCAUGGUCAUUACCGCUAUGGUAACCCUUCUAUGACUGGGAAGGAAUUACAGGAAAAUACUGAGUUCGCACACAAUGUCAUCGCUGCCGAUCAGUUGCCAUCACCAGUGCAACGAAUUGUACCCAAAAUCCGAACUGAGGGCGGGGGUUUGGUCGUGGACGGAGAGGGUACGCUUAUUGUCGCGGAAAGCUACAUGGUCUGUGAGCAGCGGAACCCGGGGCAAAGUAGGGAUGAGAUUGAACAGGAGCUACGACGCCUCUUGGGCGUAGAGAAAGUCAUAUGGGUACCCGGGCGCAAGAAUCUCGAUAUCACCGACUGUCACCUAGACGCUGAGGUGCGGUUCGUAAGACCGGGCGUAAUCGUCAUGACACGGCAUAGCCCUGAUGCAGUGGACGGACCAGAGUGGAUUAAAUGCGGCGAGGAGAUCUUGGAGACCUUGCGGAAUGAGACUGAUGCCAAAGGACGAAAGUUAGAAAUUCAUUUCAUCGACGAGCCAGAUCCGAAAAGUCUUGGGAUCUUACCGAAGGAUGAAUUUGUCUCCUCGUACCUCAAUAGCUACUUCUGCAACGGCGGGCUUAUCAUCCCCGCGUUUGGAUCAGAGACGCACGAUCGGAAAUCUCUGGAAACAUGGCAGACUCUCCUGCCAGACUGCAAGGUGCGACAGGUUCCUCUUCGCACGAUUCCUCUUAGCGGAGGUGUUAUCCACUGUGUUACCCAGCAGGUGCCUGCACCAGAAGCGUAAAAUGGUGGACUGUCU